UGGAACUACACGUGUGUUUGCCAUUAGACAAAAAUAUUUAAUUUUUAAUUGAAAAUGGCAACUAAAACGAUAAACAAAAAGAAACAUCAUUCGCGGAAACUCAAAUCCUCUUGGAGGAAGCACGUCGACAUCACAGAUGUUGAAAAUUUCCUGGAAGAUCAGCGAGUUGACCAAAUUAUUGGAACUGUGACUGACAAGCAAGACGAUGAACUUUUCGCUGUCGACGCAAAGCCAGACUCUGCGCUGCUAAAACUAACACCGAAGCAACAAAGAAAGCUGAAAGCAGCACAACCUCCGCGGUCUCUGGCCAGCUUGGAGAACCAAUCGCAAGUAAAGGAUCCCGUCGGCAAGAGAAAUCGCGUCAAAACGAAGGAGGAACGAAAACAUCCGUUGUUGCGGAAAAAGGAGGAACUUAAAGCGGCCGAGGGUUUCGUUCCGGAACGUUUGAAAAAAGCGCAUGAACAACGUCUCGCUGCCAAGCAGGCAAAAGCAGAAAAGAAAAACAAGGAAAAAGCUCCGGAUUUCACGAAGGAUCUAUGGGCAGAUGAAGAAGCGCCUGGAGUCCCCAAGGAAUUGAACAACGAAUGGUACAACAAAAAUCUCGUCGAACACAAUUUGGCAGGAUUGGGAAAGCCCAAAGUACGUCCACCGGGAGAACUUCGUGCAACACGAACAAAACUCAAGGCAAUCCAAGCGCCACAUCCCGGAAUCAGUUACAAUCCGACGUUUGACGACCACCAAGAGCUGCUGGAACAAGUGGUGGCCAAGGAGGAAACCAUCAUCAAGAAGCAGGAACGAAUGGAUCGUCUUGUUACGCAGAAAUUCGGCAAAAUGACACGCGAACAAGUGGAAAAAAUGAAGGAGAAGGAAAUGGUGCAAGGCUGGCCCAUUGACAAAAGCAAGGAAAAUUUGCAGAACGAGGAACCGAGUGACGACGAAUACAAAACGGUGAAUGCUCCCGUGCGAAACAAGAAAAAAGACCGCAAAGCACGUAGAAAACAAAAGGAACAACGGCAACGAGAGCUGCUGGAGCGACAAAAGAAACGCGAAGUAAAAAAAAUCAAGGAUAUCAACAAUGCGCCGGAAUUGACGAAAAAAAUCAAAGAUCACGAAAAAGUAGUGGAGAUGAAAGGAAAACGCCGUGCCGACCUUGAAGAAGCCAAAAAGACUCAAGCAGGUCGUUUGGCCAAAGUAAAAUUCCGCGAAGCAGAAAUCGAUGUCAAUCAAUUGGAAGAUAUCGCGGGAAAUUUGAGAAAUUUGAAGCCUGAAGGCAAUUUGUUGUUAGAUCGGUUCAAGAGUUUGCAAAAGCGAAACAUUCUGCCAUCGACUUUGCAUCGCAAGCGAAAGAUGAAGACCAUGGUAAAGAAAAUCAUCAAACAGUCGCACAAGAACGAGGGAAUAAGGACGAAAAAUUACAUCAAACCGCCCAAGUCGUCGCGUUAA
Messenger RNA from Culicoides brevitarsis, 1443 nucleotides. RefSeq names its product ribosome biogenesis protein NOP53. NCBI's taxonomy places the organism in Eukaryota, Metazoa, Arthropoda, Insecta, Diptera, Ceratopogonidae. Gene Ontology annotation, cellular component: nucleolus. The coding region runs from base 55 to 1443 and encodes 462 amino acids. The record is from RefSeq and is a predicted model, not a curated record. The transcript is spliced from 2 exons. Gene Ontology annotation, molecular function: 5S rRNA binding. Gene Ontology annotation, biological process: ribosomal large subunit assembly; rRNA processing.